Messenger RNA from Cuscuta epithymum, 1931 nucleotides. Lineage: Eukaryota; Viridiplantae; Streptophyta; Magnoliopsida; Solanales; Convolvulaceae. The record is from the annotation of a GenBank genome assembly.
UAGUAAUAACGAUUUAGUAUAUUUCGUUAGUCUAUGAUAAUUUUUUGUAUUGGGAGACAUGCACGGUAAUUUACCGAUACCGUACCGUUACCGAACCGAAACUUCGGUAUACCGAAAUGCGGUAUACCGAAACUUUGGUAAGGUAAAGGUAUGCAAAUUUUGCAUACCGAAAGUUUUGGUACGGCAAAGGUAUGAGAAAAAAUAUAAGGUAUACCGUACCGAACCACCCCUACUGGGGACCGGAGUCGGACCUCUCCUCUCUUUUAACACUCCCCUUCUUCAAGAAUUUACUCUCCCUCAUCUCUGUCUUGAACCAAAGUUGCCAAUCAAGUUGUAAGAAGAGCUUACCGGAAGACGUUAUCAAGGUGCCACACUUAGUUGAGAAAUUUGAGUUCAGCUUCUAACAGAUACUAAAGGUAAGGCCAAGGCCUAGGAAGAUGAUGAGGGAGUGGAACGUGUGCCAAGAUGAGUUAACGGGAACGACCUUGGCGGCUUCUAGCUAGUUAUUGUUUCGUUUCAGUAUUUCAGUAUUAUAAUAAAGAGAUUAUUAUUAAGUUAUUUUGAUUGAGGAUUUGAUGUUUGAAUAAAUUCCUGGAUCCAGGUGGUUAUCACAUUUGCUAGUGAUAACUAGAUUUUAUUGAAUUUUUAUUUGGAGUUAUAUUUUAGUUAUAUUUGAGAUUUUAUCAGGGUUAUUUCUUAAACAACGGCCGUUAUAUAACAAUUUAUUUUUAAAAGUAGUGAGUUAGUGUAACUUUUCCUUUAACCCUGAGAGGGGCGUUACACAUCGUAUGCUUCAAAACACAUGCAGGUGGUCUUAGUGCUCUUGGUUUCACCAAACGUGAUGCUUAUAACGUUCUAGAAUCUGAAAGGAGUAAAACGUUUGAUGGUAGUGAUUCUAACACUUUGAUUUCUAUAUUGAAGAAAAGGGCUGAAGUGGAAUCAAAUUUUUACUUUGAUUUUGAGGUAGAUGAAGGUGUAUUGAGUUGUUUUUUCUGGAGAGAUGGGCAAAUGAGAUCGGAUUAUGAGAUGUUUGGUGAUUUAGUUGUGCAUGAUACAACUUACAGGACUAACAAAUAUGACAUGAUUUGUGGUAUGUUUGUUGGUAUGAAUCAUCAUUGUAAGAAUAUUAUGUUUGGUUGUGGCUUUAUGUUGAAUGAAAAGGUUGAGUCAUUUGUUUGGUUAUUUCAGACUUUUCUGAAAUCUAUGGGCAGUAAACAACCCAUCUCAUUUAUGACAGACCAAUCAUUUUCCAUGACAGCAGCUAUAAAAUCAGUUUUCCCUGAGUCAAGACAUCGACUAUGCACUUGGCAUAUAGAUGAGAAUUCAAAGAAACACAUCAUGUUUCUACGCAAGAAGAUAAAUUUUGUUCCUCUAUUUGAUUAUGUUGUUAAACGAUGUGACACAGUUGCAGAGUUUGAUUUCUACUGGACUGAGUUGAACUGAUUGUAUGAAUGCAAUGAUAAUAAAUGGUUAAAAAGGCUCUACAGUCAUAAAGUAAAGUGGUGUUCUGCAUUUUCAAAGGAUUAUUUCUCUGGCGGCAUUCUAUCUUCUUAAAGAAGUGAAUCUACCAAUAGAUCCAUAUCCAGAAGACUCUCAAAAACUGCAACAUUGUGUGACUUUUACAAAAUGUUUGGUGAUGUUGUUGAUGAGUGGAGGUCAGAAGAAAAUGGUGAAGAUUUCAGAUGUUCGGAAGGCACCGUUGAGAUGGUAUUGCUACAAGAUAGUAUGUUGUCUCAUGCUAGAGAUGUAUACACCGUUGAGAUAUUCAAACUGUUCUAGGAAUAAUAUUUGAAGAGUAUGUCACACUUUUUUAAAUUAAAGACACAGAAUUGUCAUGAUUAUGUGUAUCAUGUUUGGUUGGACGAUGUAGAUUUGAUUAGGCACAACGUUGCUUUUAAUGAAAAUGACAACACAGUGACUUGCACUUGUAA